AUGAAGAUAGUUGUAUUAGAUGCAAAGACAUUAGGAGAUACACCAUUUGAUAAACUUCAGAAAUAUGGAGAAGUGAAAAUAUAUGAAAGAACAGAAAAAGAAGAAAGGAAAGAAAGAAUUAAAGAAGCAAACAUUAUAUUAACAAACAAAGUGAUAAUUGAUAGAGAAGUAAUGGAAGGGAAUGAAAAUAUUAAACUAAUAGGAGUAUUGGCAACAGGAUAUAAUAACGUUGAUAUAGAAUAUUGUAAAGAACAUAAAAUAGGAGUGGUGAAUGUUGCAGGAUAUUCAACAGAAAGUGUAACACAAAUAUGCAUAGGACUAUUAAUGGAAUUAACUAAUAAAAUAUCAAAAUUUGAUCAAUAUGUAAAAACUGGGAAGUAUAGUCAUCAGGAUAUUACAUGUGUGGAGGUGACAAAAAUUGGGAAAGGGUUAGGAGCAAAAGUAUAUUAUUACAGUACAACAGGAAAGCAUGAAGACCAAGAAAUAGAAAGAAUUUCAUUUGAAGAAAUGAUUAAAACAAGUGACAUCAUUAGUAUUCAUUGUCCACUUACUGAUAAAACAAAAGGACUUUUUAAUUAUAAAGUAUUUCAAGAAAUGAAAAAAAGUGUAAUAAUCAUUAAUAUGGCACGUGGACCAAUUGUUGUAAAUGAUGAUAUUGCAAAAGCACUUCAAGAAAAUUUAAUUGGAGGAUAUGGAACUGAUGUUUUUGAUGAAGAACCAAUUAAGGCAUCAAAUAAAUUAUUAGAAGUAAGAAGUGAAAAGAUUGUAUUUAGUCCACACAUUGGAUGGGCAACAAUUGAAGCAAGAGAACGUUUAUUUAAUGAAACACUAAAGAAUAUUGAAUCAUUUCUAAAAGGAGAAUAUAGAAAUAGAAUAGUCUAA
Messenger RNA from Entamoeba dispar SAW760, 882 nucleotides. RefSeq names its product Erythronate-4-phosphate dehydrogenase, putative. Gene Ontology annotation, molecular function: oxidoreductase activity, acting on the CH-OH group of donors, NAD or NADP as acceptor; NAD binding. The transcript has 2 exons. The coding region runs from base 1 to 882 and encodes 293 amino acids. The record is from RefSeq and is a predicted model, not a curated record. Lineage: Eukaryota; Evosea; Mastigamoebida; Endamoebidae.